Penicillium maclennaniae is the source of this 2331-nucleotide messenger RNA. RefSeq lists its product as uncharacterized. The transcript is spliced from 3 exons. Gene Ontology annotation, molecular function: protein serine/threonine kinase activity; ATP binding. The record is from RefSeq and is a predicted model, not a curated record. The coding region runs from base 1 to 2331 and encodes 776 amino acids. Gene Ontology annotation, biological process: protein phosphorylation; intracellular signal transduction. NCBI's taxonomy places the organism in Eukaryota, Fungi, Ascomycota, Eurotiomycetes, Eurotiales, Aspergillaceae.
AUGUCCGCCCAGGCGUCGGGGGCCGAUGACCCCGAUGCCAAGUCAAGAUCUCAGCCUGGUCAGGUCCGGUUCUCCGCCGUCACCCAGGAGAUCGAACCCGCCUCAUUGCAGUCGCCCACCCUGGAGCACACUCAAGACGAGCUCCGCAAGAAGCCAACCUCCGAGGAGGAAUUGCGUUCCUUGGCUAAGAGCCUGCAGAAUACGGACCUUCAGGAAUCUCGUCUGCGCAACUUCUCCUUCGACCCAAUGUCUCUCCCCGCAUCACGACUCCUAUGUGACCUCCCCCCACGCAUCUCCCCCGUCUCCGCCACACAGUCUCCCCUCCUGACCCCCGCCGUCACCCACUCCCGCGAAGAUCGAUCCAGCGAUAGCUUGGCUUCACUCAACGCCGUGGGCCGAGCAAAUGCUCAAGCAUCGGCUAUUACUCCUGAAACAUCGCCUCCGGUCACAUCCGGCGACAAGAAUGGCACUCAGAGAAGCGCCCCGACUUCGCGCCCCUCAUCCACUGAUCGAUUGUCCGCAAAACAAAGCGGUGCAUCCGAACCCUCUUCGCAUGCUUCCCAUGUACCAAGACACCGAGCUCAAUUCUUUAUCGGGACUGACGCCACCAGCUCUCAAGAAGAGAGCCCUCCUGCCACCCCGAGGGAAUCCUACACGCCACCGAGUACUAUCACACCAAUUGGCGAACCCAACGACCCGUACGCCCGCAGCAAGCGGCAGCCACAAUCCAAAAAUCUGGCGCAACUAGAUGCACGAUUUAUCUUUGGAAGCCGUGACUCAAAGCGUUCAUUCCGUCCUGGAACCCCUCGGUCGGCUAGUGCAAGUGAUGUCACCAAAGCAGGCGACAGGAAGAGCAUCUUUGGAAAUAACAAAAAGGAACAUAAUGAGGCAAAAACUGGAGGCCAUCAUCAUCAUCAUCAUCAUGGCUCCAUGUCCGAGCUGAAGCGGUUCUUCAAGAUGGGUCACCGGAGCAAGCGACCCGACUCACCAACUACAGCUGGUAAACGAUCGAGCCGAACAUCGGGCAAGAACUCACCGUACCAGAUGGCGACUGAUAGUGUACCUUUCGCUGAUGAUCAUGGGCUGAACUCCAAAUACGGCAAGCUGGGGCGGGUCCUCGGAUCUGGAGCAGGCGGCUCGGUUCGACUACUGAAGCGAAACAGCGACGGAGUUACCUUUGCAGUGAAGCAGUUCCGUGAUCGUCAUAGCUGGGAAAGUUUGAAAGAAUAUUCCAAGAAGGUGACGGCCGAGUUCUGUAUUGGUUCCACCUUGCACCAUGGCAACAUUAUCGAGACCCUGGACAUCAUUCAAGAAGGUAGCCACUGGUAUGAGGUGAUGGAAUAUGCGCCAUUUGAUCUGUUUGCGAUUGUCAUGACCGGCAAGAUGAGCAAGGAGGAGAUUGCCUGUUCGUUUAAGCAGAUUCUCAGUGGUGUGGCAUAUCUCCACGGCAUGGGUUUGGCCCACCGAGAUUUGAAAUUGGACAAUGUCGUGGUAAAUGACCGCGGCAUCAUGAAACUGAUUGACUUUGGAAGUGCGGUUGUGUUCCGCUAUCCAUUUGAGAAUGAUAUUGUUCCUGCUUCAGGUAUCGUGGGCUCCGAUCCAUACCUUGCCCCUGAGGUUUACGACGAGAAGAAAUACGACCCUCGCCCCACGGAUGUUUGGUCGCUGGCGAUCAUCUUCUGCUGCAUGACUCUGCGCCGUUUCCCAUGGAAGCAACCGCGCACCACAGACAACUCUUAUCGUCUGUUUGUUGCUAAUCCGACCCCCGGCACUCCGGUGCCGGAUAGCAACCCCCGCGGUCAUAUUCGACCCAAGUCUAGCUCCGAUCUUCCAUCCAUUACCCAUGAACAGAAGCAUCUUCCUCCCACUUCCGCCCCGAGCCUUCCUGAUGGGGCUGACGCUGGAUCGGACCAGAACGGGAAAGCUGACUCCGACUCCCAAUUUCCAUCAUCACCCACUGAAUCUGCAAAGCAGUCCAACACCCGGACCAGCAACCACGAAAAGCCUUCUCGGACCACUAGCAAAGAGGCACCACCCCUUCCACCGGGCUCAGCGCCCCAGCCUCCCAAACAGGAAGUCAUCAAGGGUCCUUGGCGACUUCUCCGCAUCCUGCCGCGGGAAAGUCGGUAUAUCAUUGGCCGCAUGCUGAAGGUCAAUCCGAAGGAGCGCGCGACCCUCGACGAGGUCAUGUCCGAUGAAUGGGUGCGCAACAUCCAUGCAUGUGAGCAGCUGGGCACUGGCGAGAUCAUACCCGCAGAAGGCCACACUCACGUUCUCGAGCCUCCGUCGCACAGUCCUCCCGUUGCCAGCAAAGGUAACAAGGGCAAAUGA